AUGCCGACCGAUCCGCAAACCCCGCUUACAGCGGGAUCAAUUCUCAACCUUGAUGUCCUCUUCAACAACCCCGUCUUCGCCGGUGGCAUGGGCCUCGCCGGCCUUGGCGCCGCCGCCGCCUUUGGUCGCCGGGCUGCCAUUCGUGGCGCCGGACUCCUGAAGCGUCAGAUGCUGGUCAACGUCGAGAUCAGCAAGCGUGAUCCUUCCUACAACUGGGUCCUUGCCUGGCUGGCGCUGCCGCGAGACAACACCGGCUUCAUCGCUCAGCGACUCACGCGGCUCCGUAACCUUUCCGUGUCUACCACCACUAAGUCUAUCAACCCCGGCAAGGACGAAGGGAGCUCGCAUGCCGAUUUCCGUGUGCAACCCGGCUUUGGACGCCACAUCAUCCGCCACAAACCCGGCGUGUACAUCGCCGUGAACCGGGAGAAGGCGAGCACGACCCAGACGGCAACGGGCGAGCCGCACGAGACGCUGACCCUCACCCUCUUGUGGCCGCACCGCCAUGUGUUGGGCGAGAUCUUCACCGAGGCGCACGAUAUGGCGCACCGCUUCCACGAAGGCAAGACGGUCGUCUACACGGCGAAGCGCAUGGAGUGGAUGCCGUUGGGCAAGCCCAGGCUUAAGCGGCCACUCGGUAGCGUCAUUCUUGACAAGGGCGUCAAGGAGAGCAUCGUAGACGAUGUCAAGGAGUUUUUGGCGUCCCAGCAGUGGUACACCGACAGAGGCGUGCCAUUCCGCCGUGGCUACCUCCUUUAUGGCCCGCCCGGUACGGGUAAGACGUCCUUCAUCCAGGCGCUUGCGGGCGAAUUGGAUUUUAGCGUUGCCAUGAUCAACCUCAGUGAGGUCGGCAUCACGGACGAUUUGCUGGCUCACCUGUUGACCCAGCAGCCAGAAAAGAGCAUUCUGGUGCUGGAGGACGUCGACGCCGCGCUCGUCAACCGGCGACCGAGGGACUCUGACGGCUACAGCGGCGCCACAGUGACGUUUUCUGGUCUUUUGAACGCCCUGGACGGUUUGGCUGCCGGCGAAGACCGGAUAGUUUUCAUGACCACCAACCACAUCGAUCGCUUGGACCCGGCCCUGAUCCGUCCGGGCCGUGUCGACAUGAUGAUGCGCAUUGGCGAGGCAACCAGACACCAGGCUGCCGAGAUGUGGGAUCGUUACUAUGGUGACAUUGAUACGGACCAUUCCGGUCGUGAGAGGUUCCUUAACAGGCUGGACGAGCUCGGACUCUUUGGCGAGAAUAACCAGGACCCUGAUGCGCCCAAGAGACAUACUUCAACGGCGGCUAUCCAAGGCUUGUUCCAGUUCAACAAAAAUGAUAUGGAAGGCGCCAUCAACAUGGCCGAGGGCUUGAUCCCCAGGACCUUUGUGGCCGAGAACCCUCCAAAUGAUGGCAGCAUGAAGUCUCCGGCAUAG
Sordaria macrospora k-hell is the source of this 1422-nucleotide messenger RNA. RefSeq lists its product as uncharacterized. The record is from RefSeq and is a predicted model, not a curated record. Gene Ontology annotation, molecular function: ATP binding; ATP hydrolysis activity. Gene Ontology annotation, biological process: protein insertion into mitochondrial inner membrane from matrix; mitochondrial respiratory chain complex III assembly. NCBI's taxonomy places the organism in Eukaryota, Fungi, Ascomycota, Sordariomycetes, Sordariales, Sordariaceae. Gene Ontology annotation, cellular component: mitochondrial inner membrane.